Molecule: messenger RNA, 1362 nt
Organism: Pelodiscus sinensis (Chinese soft-shelled turtle)
Lineage: Eukaryota; Metazoa; Chordata; Testudines; Trionychidae
Source: RefSeq, a predicted model, not a curated record
CACCAACAAAGAGGGCACUAGACAAGAUGCCUCAUGCUUUUGAUGACCAAUACAUAGGAUGUGCUGAAGAAAUGGAAAGAAGUGCAUCUGAAUGGCUAAAAGACGAAAAGUCAAAUUCCGCAUUGUUUCAUGUUGUGUGGAUAAACGCAACAAAUAAAUGGGAAGAAGUGAAAAGAAAUAUUCCUCUCCCCAGAAGCUUUCAGGAUGAGUAUGGAAUAGCCAUAGUCGCCUAUACUAACCGCUUCAAUAGAGGAUUAAAUGAGGAAGUGAGGAAGAAUUGGGAAUCUCAAGCUGAAUACAAGGUCAAUUUCAAAUUCAAAGCCUUUCACUAUUAUUUGACGAGAGCCUUGCAGCUCUUACGUGGGAAGUGCGAUGGGAUGUACAAACAGACGGUGUACCGGGGGGUUCCCGAUGUUGAAUAUCAUUUCAAGGGAAUGGAAUCAAAUCCUAUCAGGUUUGGACAUUUUGCCUCUUCCUCUCUUAACAAAAAAGUGGCUAAGGAAUUUGCCAAGAAGGGGUCAUCUGACACCUCCACAUUUUUCACCAUCCACACGUGCUUCGGUGUUGAUAUCAGUAAAUUCUCAUACAACCGAUCCCAAGAGGAAGUGUUAAUCCCAGUCCAUGAGAUGUUCAACGUGUCCCAAGGAGAUGACGGAUUCGUCCUCCAGAGCACAAACCAGACCUGCAGCUACUUUAACUGCGCGUACCUGGGCAGAGAGAAGAAUAAAACAUGUGUUAACAACACUGCUACCAGAGGAGGCGUCGCCUUCCCCGGCGGGAUGAGCCCUUCUCUGUUUGGAGGAUCCGUCAUCCUGAUCCACGCUGCUGCUCUGAAGCUGACGGCCGGUUUCUAAAUUUUCCUAUUUCUGUUGCUCAUUUCUCUCUAGCACAAAUCACAGGGAUGGGGCUUGCCAGAGCCAAAGCCGCCCUGCUCUCCUGCCAGUGUUUGAAAUGGAAACCGAUGGUACCUGCUUGGGCAGCUUUGAUUGUACGCACCACAUUUGUAGAUCACAAUGAAAGCUCGUGGAUCUAUACCAACUAGCAUUUGUGUUACCAUGCUAGAGCCAUAAAUAGGUGCUUGUUGUAUAAAUUGUUUCUUAUAUUCCAGUCAAGUUGGCACUUUUGUACCAGCUUUUGAUAACUUUAGUGGAAGUGUUGUGAUCUGGCCACAGCAAACGUGUUGUUUUCACAUAUGUUGGAUUGUGCUCCCACCCCAAGAUAAGGUGAGAAGUGCGCCCUCUGAGGUGAGCUGAGCCAGGAGCCACCCAGCAGGUUCUUACAGUGGAUGUUAGACUUUUAGGGUACGUCUACACUAGCCCUCUAGAUCGAUCUAGGGAGGCUAAUGAGGGUUACCGGAAUUGC